UGACUGAUUCACGUCACACACACUGUCACACACAUCCUAUUGUGCGUUUCUGUUCGUCUUAUCAGUUUUAUCACCAUUAUACAAUUCCUCCUGUCUCUAAAAUAUAACCGAAUAAUCUCAUAAAAUCAAUUCCAGUGUUAAUUUAUCUGUAAUAGUACAUAGUAGUGAAUUGUGAAAUCAGAAAAAUGCCAGACACAUUUACAUGUAUAACCUGCCAAGUUAUGUUCAAAACGCCUGAAUUACAGCGUGUACAUUAUAAAGAAGACUGGCAUAGGUACAACUUAAAAAGGAAGGUUGCAUCAAUACCUCCUGUAACGCUCGAAGAGUUCGAACAACGAGCAAAGGAGCACAGAGAGCAGACCCAGAACAUAAAUCGUGAUGAAUCAGAGUACUGCAAGUAUUGCUCCAAGUUAUUCAACACUAAGAAUGCCUUUAAUAAUCACUUGAACAGUAAGAAGCACAAGUUGGCCGAGGAAAGAUACGUAGAGAAUGAGAAAGAGGAGCAUAGUGGGCAUUCAGAUACAGACAGUUUUGUGAAGGUUGAACCCAGUGCUAAUGUUUCUAAGGAACCAAGCAAAUUUGUUGUAGUAACUGCUGAUGACUCAGGAGAUGAGGAUAUUGAAACAGACUCAGAAAUUGAGGAGCUUGACUCUGACGAGUGGGAGGAAUGUCGUAUCAAGGACAGUGAUUCUCUGAUCAAGCCUCGGGACUGUCUGUUCUGCGGCCAUCACAGCAAGAACAUGGUCAAGAACCUUAAGCACAUGUCUGAGGCACAUUCAUUCUUUAUACCAGAUGUAGAAUAUUGUGUCAAUAUGAAAGAACUUCUUUUGUAUUUAGGAGAAAAGAUAUCACAAGGUUACAUGUGCCUAUGGUGUAAUGAUACUGGACGCACUUUUUACUCUAUGGAAGCAGUGAGGGGCCAUAUGAUAGACAAGGGACAUUGCAAAAUGUUGCAUGAGGGUCUUGCCCUAGCAGAGUAUGCAGAUUUCUAUGAUUACAGUUCGUCAUACCCAGACCACAAAGACGAUGAUGGUGACGAAGAAGGCAUGGAUGUUGAUGAAGAAGUUGAAGGUCCUGCAGCCCUCCAGGGUGAUGACUUCCAACUUGUGCUACCUUCAGGCGUCGUUGUCGGUCAUCGAUCACUUAUGAAAUACUACAAACAAAACUUGAGUCAAAACAGUCAGGCUCUAGUGAAGAAAUCGGAUCGCAAAUUGCAUAGGUUGUUGGGUGUCUACCGAGCUCUCGGCUGGGCGCCCAAAGAACAGGCGCUGGCUGCAAAGAAAGCCCGUGACAUCCACUUCAUGAAACGCGUACAAGCGAAAUGGCAGAUGAAGUUGUCUCUCAAAGCCAAUAAGUUCCAGAAACAUUAUCGAGCGCAAGUCAACUUCUAGUCUAGAGUAAGACAUGUUUGUAUUAUACAUGAAAUUGUAUCAUACAUUGUUUUAAUAGAUAGUUUAAUUUUAUUUGGCACCCCAGGCGAUCCCAGUAAGCCAGAUCAAUCAUUCAAUCAUUUGUUUUUUUACUUUCUGAUGUUUAGUUGGUACCGUGUAUUUUUUUAUACGUAAUGUAAUUGUGUCAUACUGUAAUACAGUUUUGUCUCACAACACGAACUGAGAAUUUAUUCUCGAGAUUAAAUUGGAAUUAAUUUCAUAUUUUGCCUUAUUUUUACUUCGAUUAGACGAAUCACAAGGUUUUAUUUAAGAUGAUUUUUAAAACUCAACCUUGUUUUUGUUCCAACUUAUUUCGAUUUGAAAACGUAGAUAUCAUUAGUAAUUAGCCCCACUAUCUUCAAUAUAUCACAAUUAUUCAGUGCUCAGAUAACUUUUCGACUGAUAUGUAAAAUAUUUAAUUUGGAUAAAUCUCUCUUACUAGUAUUUAUGGUACUUAUCAACCUAAUAAUGAUAUUUCUAUUAUUUUUCUUUGUACUUUUGUUGGUGCUCUGAAACAUGUUUUUUUUGUUACACAUAAUACUUGUUGUUCAUGCAUACUGAUACAUGUUGGCACUCUUUAUUAAAAAUCGUAUUGAUUCACAAAUAAGAUAUACAAUGUGUCUUACGAUCUAAACGGUUUACACGGUGUUCAUCUCAUAAUUAAUUUUACCGGUUAUACAUUUCCAUCGCUUACUAUGUUCUUUUGUUUUUUAUAAUUAUGUAUGAAGCAGGUCUUCUCUGAUGUUAUGCGAUAUUAAUAAUAAGUUGUUAUUACGUUCGUAUUGUUACAUCAUGACGUUAAAAUAGAUAAAAAAUAAUGCGCAAAAUAGAAAACUGAUAAACAUUGUUACGUAAUUUUCCUACAAAUUGUUAUACAUUGACUUUAUCAAUCUUCUAAACAAACGACAAUAGUAUUGUUCCGAUAUCAAAAUGUUGUUAAAAAAGUUAAAUGGAAUUUCCUGUUCUAAUUUACAACAAUGCAACAAUUAUUAAUGUAAAAAAUAAAAGUGUGCUAAGUUUAGCUCAACCCUGUUAUACUGAGUUAAAUUGUUAGUACGUAAAGAUAAAAUAAAAAUGCAAUAGAAAUAAAAGAACCAGACAAUA
Molecule: messenger RNA, 2534 nt
Organism: Helicoverpa armigera (cotton bollworm)
Lineage: Eukaryota; Metazoa; Arthropoda; Insecta; Lepidoptera; Noctuidae
Product: cytoplasmic 60S subunit biogenesis factor ZNF622
Exons: 6
Coding region: 186-1391 (401 amino acids)
Biological process (GO): ribosomal large subunit biogenesis
Cellular component (GO): preribosome, large subunit precursor
Molecular function (GO): nucleic acid binding; zinc ion binding
Source: RefSeq, a predicted model, not a curated record